Molecule: messenger RNA, 1852 nt
Organism: Merops nubicus (carmine bee-eater)
Lineage: Eukaryota; Metazoa; Chordata; Aves; Coraciiformes; Meropidae
Gene: LBR
Product: lamin B receptor
Exons: 13
Coding region: 1-1827 (608 amino acids)
Biological process (GO): sterol biosynthetic process
Cellular component (GO): nuclear inner membrane
Molecular function (GO): oxidoreductase activity, acting on the CH-CH group of donors, NAD or NADP as acceptor
Source: RefSeq, a predicted model, not a curated record
AUGCCAAACCGGAAGUUUGCCGAUGGUGAGGUGGUGAUGGGCCGCUGGCCGGGAAGCGUCCUGUACUAUGAAGUACAAGUCACUAGUUAUGAUGAUGCAUCUCAUCUUUAUACUGUUAAGUACAAAGAUGGGACUGAACUUGCAUUGAAAGAAAGUGAUAUAAGGUCACAAUCAUCGUUCAAGCACAGGAAGAGCCAGUCCUCUUCAAGUUCUCCUUCCAGAAAAAGUGCUAGCAGAUCUCGAUCUAGAUCUCCUGGUCGGCCAGCAAAAGGCAGACGUCGAUCUUCUUCCCAAAGCAGAGAACAUAAAGAGGACAAAAAGAAAAUCAUUCAGGAAACCAACUUAGCUCUACUGAAACCCAGUGAGAAUAAUACCAGAAGGUACAAUGGUGAACCUGAGAGUACAGAAAAAAAUGACACAUCCUGUGUAAUCUUGGAGCAAAAGUUGAAACCAGACCUGGAAACAGAGCGUGUGCUUGAACACUACGGCUUGCGUCCAAGAAGAGAAGAAAAGAAAAAGGAAGAGAUAUAUUCAGAGAAUAAGAUUUUUGAGACCAUAAAAACAAUUGAGAAACCAUCAUCAAAAACAAAGGAGCUAGAGUUUGGUGGAAGAAUUGGCACCUUCAUGAUGAUAUUUUUCCUGCCUGCUACUGUAUUCUACCUGCUGUUGAUGUGCAAACAAGAUGACCCAAGUCUUAUGAACUUCCCUCCUCCUCUCCCAGCGCUGGAAAGUCUUUGGGAGGCUAGGGUGUUUGGUGUUUUUCUUCUGUGGUUUUUCCUUCAAGCUCUAUUGUAUUUACUGCCAAUUGGAAAGGUUGUAGAAGGCCUGCCUCUUUCAAGUGGAAGGAAACUGCAGUACCGGAUCAAUGGGUUUUACGCUUUUACUUUGACUGCUGCAGUGAUUGGAACUUUAUUAUACUUUCAAUUUGAACUUGAUUAUUUGUAUGAUCACUUCCUGCAAUUUGCAGUAUCAGCUGCAGCUUUUUCUAUGGGGUUGAGUAUUUAUCUGUAUAUUCGGUCCCUGAAAGCUCCCGAGGAAGAAUUAGCACCAGGUGGAAAUUCUGGGUAUUUUGUUUAUGAUUUUUUUACUGGGCAUGAAUUAAACCCUCGUAUUGGCAGUUUUGACCUCAAAUACUUCUGUGAAUUGCGUCCAGGAUUAAUUGGCUGGGUUGUUAUAAACUUGGCAAUGCUCUUGGCCGAGAUGAAGAUACACAAUCAAAGUAUGCCAUCGCUGUCCAUGAUACUUGUGAACAGCUUUCAACUCCUCUAUGUGGUGGAUGCUCUUUGGAAUGAGGAAGCUGUUUUGACUACAAUGGACAUUACCCAUGAUGGAUUUGGAUUCAUGCUGGCAUUUGGGGAUUUGGUGUGGGUUCCAUUUGUCUACAGUCUGCAGGCCUUCUAUUUAGUUGGUCAUCCUACUGCCAUUUCUUGGCCUGCUGCUGCAGCAAUUACUAUUCUGAACUGUAUUGGAUAUUACAUAUUCCGUAGUGCAAAUUCUCAGAAAAAUAGGUUCCGAAGGAAUCCGGCAGAUCCCACAUUGGCCUAUCUGAAAUUUAUACCCACUGCAACUGGAAAAGGGCUUCUUGUCACGGGUUGGUGGGGUUUUGUUCGUCACCCUAAUUACCUCGGUGACAUCAUCAUGGCUCUGGCAUGGUCUCUACCCUGUGGUUUUAAUCACAUUUUACCAUAUUUCUACGUGAUAUAUUUCAUCUGCUUGCUUGUUCACCGAGAAGCUCGUGAUGAGCAUCACUGUAAGCAGAAAUACGGCUUGGCGUGGGAAAGGUAUUGCCAGCGCGUGCCCUACCGCAUCUUCCCUUACAUCUACUAGAGCACUCCAGAUGCCUGAUUUGCAA